This is a messenger RNA of Melanaphis sacchari, 780 nucleotides long. RefSeq names its product GATA zinc finger domain-containing protein 4-like. Gene Ontology annotation, molecular function: nucleic acid binding; zinc ion binding. The coding region runs from base 1 to 780 and encodes 259 amino acids. The transcript has a single exon. NCBI's taxonomy places the organism in Eukaryota, Metazoa, Arthropoda, Insecta, Hemiptera, Aphididae. The record is from RefSeq and is a predicted model, not a curated record.
AUGUGGCAGAUUAAUUAUAAUUUUUCGGUAUUUAAAAACGAUGAAACGAUUCAGGCAUAUAAUAACCGCGUAGAAGAAAUAUUCCAAAAAUUAUGCGAUGCAGUAGCCGUAAGUAAACCGUCGUCCGAAACAAUAACAUUACGUGAAAAUAUCAAAGAGCAAGCUAUGGUUAGUUACAUUAACGGGUUACCCAACAAAAUAAAAUUCGAAGUGAAAACUAAAAAUCCGAAUUCUCUUGACCAAGCCAUGCAGGUAGCAUUAGUAGCAGAUAAAAACAUUCGUACGUAUAAUAAUGCACAAGACAUUUUUAGAGUAAAUAAUUAUGAAUACAAUAGGCAAACAAAUAGAAAUAACAAUAAUUAUAACGUUAACCAUGGUCAAAAUAAUAAUAAUCAAAACGCAUCUUAUAGUAACAAUAAUAAUUUCCGAGGUAGGAAUACUAAUCAGGUCCAAAAUUUUAGGAACAACAAUUUUAAUGUUAGACGAUGUUUUACGUGUAAUCGCGAAGGACAUUUUUCGUCACAAUGUAGGAUGAAUAAUCAAUCAUAUUAUUUUACGCGACCACCCAACGGUAAUACUAAUCAAAAUUCACACGACACCUGCAUAUAUUGUAACAAAACGGAACAUACUAUCGCGGUAUGUUACAAAAAACAAAACGACGAACGUCGUAAUAACUCGGGAAACGGGCAGAACUCUUACGCGACAUACGGGGCGCGUGCGAUACAAACGAUAACCGUGGACCCAUCAGAAAUUGCCUUCCAACAGUACACACAACAAUAA